CAGGGGCACGUGACUUCUACAUUUGUCCUUCGCCGGGUCGCCAUCAUGCAGGCUUUACGGCAGGCAUGUUCUGGGUUCGCUAGGGUUGCUAAAGUUGCCCUAGCAUCCCCUGUUUCACAACAAACAUGUUUAAAUUUCACUCCAGCUUUAUUCUCUGUUCAGAGAAAUUAUGCUAAAGAAGCAGCAAAGCCCAAGACUGCAGUAGCCAAUGGCAGAAUUGUAGCAGUUAUUGGUGCCGUUGUUGAUGUGCAGUUUGAUGAUCAACUACCUGCCAUUCUCAAUGCCUUGGAAGUACAGAACAGAUCCCCAAGACUUAUCCUUGAAGUAGCUUCUCAUUUGGGUGAAAAUGUUGUUAGGACCAUUGCUAUGGAUGGUACUGAAGGUCUUGUUAGAGGUCAACCCUGUGUGGAUAUUGGAUCCCCAAUCAGAAUUCCAGUAGGCCCUAAAACCCUUGGCAGAAUCAUCAAUGUCAUUGGUGAACCUAUUGAUGAAAGGGGACCUGUUAAUUCUGAACAUUAUGCAGCUAUUCAUCAAGAGGCACCUGAGUUUGCUGAUAUGAGCGUUCAACAAGAAAUCUUGGAAACAGGCAUCAAAGUAGUCGAUCUGCUUGCCCCUUAUGCCAGGGGUGGAAAAAUUGGUCUCUUUGGGGGUGCUGGUGUAGGAAAGACUGUACUUAUCAUGGAGCUUAUUAACAAUGUCGCCAAGGCUCAUGGUGGUUACUCUGUAUUUGCUGGUGUUGGUGAGAGAACUCGUGAAGGAAAUGAUCUUUAUCAUGAGAUGAUCACAACAAAAGUCAUUUCUCUAACUGACAACACAUCUAAGGUAUCCCUUGUGUAUGGUCAAAUGAAUGAACCACCAGGUGCUCGUGCUCGUGUUGCUUUGAGUGGUCUGACUGUAGCAGAGUUUUUCAGAGAUCAAGAAGGACAGGAUGUGCUCUUGUUUAUUGACAAUAUCUUCAGAUUUACACAGGCUGGUUCUGAAGUGUCUGCUUUGCUUGGACGUAUUCCAUCUGCUGUAGGUUACCAGCCCACACUGGCCACUGACAUGGGUAGUAUGCAGGAAAGAAUUACCACCACUAAGAAAGGAUCUAUUACAUCUGUACAGGCUAUCUUCGUACCUGCUGAUGACUUGACUGACCCUGCCCCAGCUACCACUUUUGCCCAUCUUGAUGCUACUACUGUGUUGUCUCGUGGUAUUGCAGAGUUGGGUAUCUACCCAGCUGUAGAUCCACUUGACUCAAAUUCUCGUAUUCUAGAUCCUAAUGUUGUUGGUGAGGAGCACUAUGCAACAGCAAGAGCUGUUCAAAAGAUUCUUCAGGAUUAUAAAUCUCUACAAGAUAUCAUUGCUAUUUUGGGUAUGGAUGAGUUGUCUGAGGAGGACAAAUUGACAGUAGCCCGUGCCAGAAAAAUGAUGAGGUACUUGUCACAGCCUUUCCAAGUUGCUGAGGUCUUCACAGGAUCUGAAGGAAAAUACGUCCCUCUUAAAGAUACAAUUAGAGGAUUCAAGAUGCUUAUCAAUGGUGAGCUAGAUCAUUUGCCAGAGGUAGCCUUUUACAUGGUUGGUAGCAUAGAAGAAGUCACAGAGAAGGCUGCAAGAUUAGCCAAGGAGCAGUCAUGAGCAAAUAGCACAUAGAUUUCAAAAUAGUUUAAUUUUAUUGUACUGUGUGUCUGCAAGCAUGUCAAUGACUGGAACAUGCCUAAGUUGUGAUAAGACAGGAAUUUUUUGUGGUCCAAUGUUAAAAGUUUAGGAUCAAUAUGUACUAUAAAUAGUUGUCAGCUAUAAACAAAUUUCUGAAUGUGGGGUUGCUGAUUGUUUUUUUCUUAAUAAAAUUUCCAACAUUCAAAUUUGUUAGAAAAGUUUAUGCUUAUCAAAUGUUUUGAAAGUUGGAAUCAUUGAAUAAAAAUAAAAAACAUU
Molecule: messenger RNA, 1914 nt
Organism: Biomphalaria glabrata
Lineage: Eukaryota; Metazoa; Mollusca; Gastropoda; Planorbidae
Product: ATP synthase subunit beta, mitochondrial-like
Exons: 10
Coding region: 46-1617 (523 amino acids)
Biological process (GO): proton transmembrane transport; proton motive force-driven mitochondrial ATP synthesis
Molecular function (GO): ATP hydrolysis activity; proton-transporting ATP synthase activity, rotational mechanism; ATP binding
Source: RefSeq, a predicted model, not a curated record